Messenger RNA from Cherax quadricarinatus, 496 nucleotides. RefSeq names its product cuticle protein 21-like. Lineage: Eukaryota; Metazoa; Arthropoda; Malacostraca; Decapoda; Parastacidae. The record is from RefSeq and is a predicted model, not a curated record. Gene Ontology annotation, cellular component: extracellular matrix.
AGCACAGCAGUUCAACCACCCAAGUCAUUCACACGACCAGCAGCUUCAGCCUAACAGCCCUACACAUUCACAGUCAUGCUCUUUAAGGUGUGUUUGGUCUUAGUGGUGGUGGCCGUGGCUAUGGCCGACCCAGGUGACUACGGACCAGUCUACAAAUCGGAGCCGCUGCCCUACUACUACGACUACAAUGUGCAUGAUGGCUACAAGGGCACCAACUUCGGCCAGCAUGAAAAGUCCGACGGUAAAAAUGUGUACGGCUCAUACACAGUUGACCUCCCCGACGGUCGCAAACAAAGGGUGGACUACACAGCUGACCACUACCGGGGCUACGUGGCCAAGGUCAGCUACUACGGCAAGGCUCAGCACCCUAAACAUUACGGCCCCGCCGUCACAUUCUUCAAGGGCUACGGACACGGGGGAUACCACUGAGGACCAACCCAGGAACACACUCCAGCAUGACUGAUGUUAUAUUUUUGUAGGGUAAACGUGGAAGAAU